Molecule: messenger RNA, 2034 nt
Organism: Fragaria vesca subsp. vesca
Lineage: Eukaryota; Viridiplantae; Streptophyta; Magnoliopsida; Rosales; Rosaceae
Product: laccase-21-like
Exons: 7
Coding region: 11-1861 (616 amino acids)
Biological process (GO): lignin catabolic process
Cellular component (GO): apoplast
Molecular function (GO): hydroquinone:oxygen oxidoreductase activity; copper ion binding
Source: RefSeq, a predicted model, not a curated record
CAGUCCAUAUAUGCAUUACUUCACCAAUCGAAGAGGUCGACUAACAACAAUUAUGAAAUCCCUAAACAGAAGUAGUUCAGUAAUGUCGCCAAGGAUUCUAGUAUUUGCAAGUCUUAUCCUGCCCUUCUUUGUCUCUAUGGCUCUAGCCGAAGUGCAUUACUAUGAUUUUAUAGUAAAGGAGGUAAACUUCACCAGAUUAUGUGAAAACAAGCUCAUGUUGGUUGUAAACGAAAGUUAUCCAGGUCCACCAAUCCGAGCUCGCAAAGGGGAUACCAUAUAUGUUAAUGUUUAUAAUGAAGGAUUUUAUGGCUUUACCAUUCAUUGGCAUGGAGUCAAGCAACCAAGAAACCCUUGGUUUGAUGGCCCUGAAUAUGUAACACAGUGUCCAAUUGCACCCGGUACAAAUUUUACCUAUCAAGUUCAGUUGACCGAGGAAGAAGGAACUGUAUGGUGGCAUGCUCAUAGUGACUGGACAAGAGCCAGUGUUCACGGUGCUAUUGUAGUUUUGCCUGCUCUUGGAACCAUGUUUCCAUUUCCAGAGCCAGAUGAAGAGGAGAUCAUUGUUUUCGGAUCUUGGUACCUGGGAAAUUUGAGAGAACGAGUUGAGGAGUCUUUGCAGCCUGGAAGUACCGAGACUCUACCCCAGUCAGAUGCUUACACCAUCAAUGGCCAACCCGGCGAUUUUCUUCCAUGCUCCAUAAAUGCAACAUGGCGUCGUAAGGUGGAUCACGGCAAGACGUAUCUUCUUCGCCUGGUGAAUGCUAACAUCGAUGCAGAGUUUUUCUUUGCAAUUGCUGAGCACAACCUAACUGUGGUCGGACUGGACGGAGCCUACACAAAACCGAUCAACACCAGAUAUAUAGUUGUCACUCCGGGACAAACAAUGGAUGUGUUGCUCUAUGCAAAUUCUACUCCGGGGCUCUAUUACAUGGCUGGUAGACAAUACCUGAGUACCACAUCCGACACCGGUUUCGACCAUAUGAAUGCCACUGCAAUCCUUCAAUAUAAUGGCAACUAUACCACAACCGACGCUCCUUUAUUUCCCGAGCACCUUCCCAUGUACAUGUCCCAAGCAGAAGCCUUCAAUUUCACCAAUAAGAUUAGAAGCUUAGCCUCACCCGAACAUCCCGUUAACGUCCCAAAGGAGAGUGAAAUUACUACAAGAAUGUUCAUAACAGCUUCCAUGAACUCUCUUUACUGUGCUCCAGAUUUAGGUCCUACAUGCGUAAACAUAAGCUUCGCUACAAGCGUCAAUAACAUCAGCUGGGUCAAUCCAACUACAGACUCUAUCUUGCAAGCCUACUACAGGAACAUAAGCAACCCGAUUUAUGAAACAGAUUUCCCGGACCAGCCGCCUACUUAUUUUAAUUUCACAGAUGGAGGGACGACGAUGUCUACUGUGCUGACAGUUCAAGGGACAAAGGUUAAGGUGCUAGACUACAAUGAAACCGUUGAGAUUGUGUUCCAAGGGACUAAUGUGAUGGGAGGUGCCGUGAAUCAUCCAAUGCAUUUGCAUGGGCAUAGUUUCUAUGUGCUCGGAUUUGGUUUCGGACCCUUUGAUCCAGUGAAGGACCCUAAAGGCUAUAAUUUGGUCGAUCCUCCUUAUGUUGCUACAUUCGUCACUCCCAAAAAUGGAUGGCUAACUAUCAGAUUUGUAGCUGAUAAUCCUGGGGUGUGGUUCUGGCAUUGUCAUGUAGAUAGACAUAUGACAUGGGGUAUGGAGGCGGCGUUUAUAAUCAAGGACGGGGGCACUGCUGAGACUAGUAUGCUUCCACCACCAGCUCAAAUGCCUUCCUGUGAUGUUCCAUUGGAUUCUGCUAUCAGAAAUUACGAGGCCUUGAUUGAAAAGCAAAUGGAGUAAACAUAUGUAGCUAUUCAUUUUCUCUACCGUUUCCUAGCUAGUAAUAAUAAACAUUGUUCCAUUGAACUAGUCAUUGUAUGUUUGUAAUGUUCCAUAUCUCAUAGAUGUGGAGGAUGACAAGACUUCAUAUCUUCUAUCCAAUAUAUAUAACAAUACAUUGUUGAUUUUUGUGA